AUGAGACAACGGUUAUGGAGAGAGAAGACAAAGAAAGGAGAUAUCGUUAGCGGUGGGGGAGGAGGGGCUGUGGAGUGGCGAUGGGUUCGUAUAAUUGACCACUUGGCUACCAGAGGGCUCUUCGCUCUGUCUCUAAUUCUGGGGUCGGGGGCCGAAGAUAUUGCGAAAAUUUUAGGAUUCGAAAAUCCAUCAGCCAUCGAAAGAUUAUUAGAUGUUGAAGACGGCUACACCAUCCAAGGUUCACUUUUUAUUUAUGAACAUGGGCUUUACGCAUUAAUAACAAAAUCUAAAAAUAGAGAACAAACUCUUCAAUUUAAGAAAUGGGCCAUAAAAGAAAUAGACAGAAAGAAAAAUGAACAAAUAAGACGUUAUUCCCUCAGAUUAAGAAAUAAAGCCAUAGAAUCGCUAAAAAGAAAAAAAGAUGAAAUAAUAUACAUAUCUUCUUCUGAAAAUUAUGCCAAGCAACGAAGAUUCAAGAUUGGAGGUGUCGGUAGCCCGGAACGUCUUGAUUCCAGGCUCGCCAACUAUAAUGGCAGGUCAGCUGAAGGAGACGAGUGGGGAUAUUGUCUGAAGAUGAACGUGCCCAGCUUCCGGCAAUUCGAGAGUCGGAUAUGGGACCAUCUUAAAGACUUUAGGGACAAACCUAGAAAAGAAAUUGUAAAAAUGGAUUAUCAAGAUUUGAAAGAAAUAGUUACUUUGACGGCUGAAAAUUACAAUAAGGAAGUCGAUUUUAUGAACGAUCGCAGACAAAGAUAUAUAGAAAAUGUGAACAACAACAGAGCGCAACCAGUUCCGGUGCCGAUCGAAACGAAAGCGAUAAUUAAAAAAAAAGAAUUGAAAAAAUCUUAUAUAAUUCUGCCUGAUUACGACGAAUUGAAAAGAGAAAUCAAGAAAUAUAUGAAUGACGAGAAAGCUAAUUCGAAUACACCUUCUGUUGUUCUUCUAAGGACUGAAGUUCUUGAACAUUGUACAAAGAAGUUUAAGAAGUAUAAUAAAAAGGUUGCGUGGAAUAUAAUGAAAGAGAUAGCCGAUGAACAGAAGGAGUUUAGAUUAAUAUAUUAUUCGUAAUAUGUUAAUAUAAUAUAUUCGUAAUAUUUUUAAAUCAGGGUCGGAACGUUACAUUUUUCUUGAUGAAGCAAUCACUCACUAUUUCAACAGUUUCGUUACAACAUUUUAGGUAAUAUAUAUUUAAAAAUAAGAGCUCAUCGAGUAGGGUUUCGGAUUUCAGGGCAG
This is a messenger RNA of Nezara viridula (southern green stink bug), 1233 nucleotides long. The record is from the annotation of a GenBank genome assembly. NCBI's taxonomy places the organism in Eukaryota, Metazoa, Arthropoda, Insecta, Hemiptera, Pentatomidae.